Pseudophryne corroboree (corroboree frog) is the source of this 2548-nucleotide messenger RNA. Its product is annotated as zinc finger protein ZFP2-like. The record is from RefSeq and is a predicted model, not a curated record. The coding region runs from base 263 to 2527 and encodes 754 amino acids. Gene Ontology annotation, molecular function: RNA polymerase II transcription regulatory region sequence-specific DNA binding; DNA-binding transcription factor activity, RNA polymerase II-specific. Gene Ontology annotation, biological process: urogenital system development; regulation of transcription by RNA polymerase II; embryo development. The transcript is spliced from 7 exons. NCBI's taxonomy places the organism in Eukaryota, Metazoa, Chordata, Amphibia, Anura, Myobatrachidae. Gene Ontology annotation, cellular component: nucleus.
GCCUGUAGUAUCCUGUUAUAAUUGUUAUGCAGGGGGAGCAGCCUGUGGUGUCCUGUUAUAAUUGUUAUGCAGGGGGAGCAGCCUGUGGUAUCCUAAUAGUAUUAUUAUACAGGGGGAGAAGCCUGUGGUGUCCUGUUAGUAUUAUUAUACAGAGGGAGCAGCCUGUGGUGUCCUGUUAAUAUUAUACAGGGACUCUCCAGCUGUGAGGAACCAGAGUCUUUAUUACACGUCACACGUUCUGUAUUCUCAUCUAUCACAAAGCAUGGACAUGGACGGAAGUCACAGGACUGAGAGGAUAAUAAAUAUCACCAUGGAGAUCAUCUACCUGCUGACCGGAGAGGAUUACACAGUAGUGAGGAAGACAUCCGGUGAGUAUGAGACACCCAGCAGCCGUCUCCGCGUGUCAGGAGGACUGAGCAGGACCCAGAGCCCCAUCACGGUGCCUCAACCUCACUCACUGAUACAUGAGAGACACAAUGACCAGAAAAUCCUGGAACUCGCCAACAAGAUCAUUCAGCUGCUGACUGGAGAGGAGGGGGAGAAUAUAGAGGAACACAGGGGUCUGUACAAGGACGUGAUGAUGGAGAAUCACCGGCCCCUCACAUCACUGGAUGGGCCCAGUAACAGAGAUACCCCAGAGAGAUGUCCCCGUCCUCUGUAUUCCCAGGAUUGUACAGAGGAGAAUCACAGGACCCCACAGGAGGAUCAGUUAGAACACCUGUCUGAUAUUAAAACAGAAGAUAUAGAGGGAGAAGAAGAGACGUAUGUGACUGAUAUGAAGACAGAAGAUAUAGAGAAAGAAGAAGAGACGUAUGUGACUGAUAUGAAGGGAGAAGAUAUAGAGGGAGAAGAAGAGACGUAUGUGACUGAUAUGAAGGCAGAAGAUACAGAGGGAGAAGAAGAGACGUAUGUGACUGAUAUGAAGGCAGAAGAUAUAGAGGAAGAAGAAGAGACGUAUGUGACGGAUAUGAAGGCAGAAGAUACAGAGGGAGAAGAAGAGACGUAUGUGACUGAUAUGAAGGCAGAAGAUAUAGAGGGAGAAGAAGAGACUUAUGUGACUGAUAUGAAGGCAGAAGAUAUAGAGGGAGAAGAAGAGACGUAUGUGACUGAUAUGAAGGCAGAAGAUAUAGAGGAAGAAGAAGAGACAUAUGUGACUGAUAUGAAGGUAGAAGAUAUAGAGGGAGAAGAAGAGACGUAUGUGACUGAUAUGAAGGCAGAAGAUAUAGAGGGAGAAGAAGAGAUGUAUGUGACUGAUAUGAAGGCAGAAGAUAUAGAGGGAGAAGAAGAGACGUAUGUGACUGAUAUGAAGGCAGUAGAUACGGAGGGAGAAGAAGAGCCGUAUGUGACUGAUAUGAAGGCAUUAGAUACGGAGGGAGAAGAAGAGACGUAUGUGAGAGGUGAUCAGCAGUGUAAGGAGGAGAAAAUUCCUACAGAUAUCAGCACAGCAGAUGGACACACAAGCAGGAAUAUCUCAGAAGGACAUCUAAUGUUAUCCCCGGAUUGUGAAAAAAAAGAUAAUGACAGUAGACCGGAUUCUCCAAGAGAUGAUCCUAUUACCCCAAUUAUACAUCCAGCUCUAUCAGCUGGUCCCUCUGAUCCUGGGAAAUGUUCUCCUGAUCACUCUGAUAUUGGUGCAUCUGUUACAGCUCUGACAGUAGAUACAGUGUUUCCCUGUUCUAUAGAUGCCAAAUGUUUUACACAGAACACAAACCUUAUUACCCAUCAAUCAGCUAAGGCAAGCGAGAGACUAUUACCAUGUUCUGAGUGUGGUAAGUGUUUUCCAUACAAAUCAGAUCAUGUUAAACAUCAGGGAAGCCACACAGGUGAGAAGCCAUUUUCUUGUUCUGAGUGCGGGAAAUGUUUUACACGGAAAUCAGGUCUUGUUACACAUCAGGGAAGCCACACAGGUGAGAAGCCAUUUUCUUGCUCUGAGUGUGGGAAAUGUUUUACACGGAAAUCAGGUCUUGUUACACAUCAACGAAGUCACACAGGAGAGAAGCCAUUUUCCUGUUCUGAAUGUGGGAAAUGUUUUAUAAGUAAAUUAUAUCUUGUUAGACAUCAGAUAAUUCACACAGGUGAGAAGCCAUUUUCUUGCUCUGAGUGCGGGAAAUGUUUUACCCUGAAAUCAAAUCUUGUUACACAUCAGAGAAGUCACACAGGUGAGAAUCCAUUUCAAUGUUCUGAGUGUGGGAAAAGUUUUACACACAAAUCAAAUCUUGUUAAGCAUCAGAGAAGUCACACAGGUGAGAAGCCAUUUUCUUGCUCUGAGUGCGGGAAAUGUUUUACCCUGAAAUAUAGUCUUGUUACACAUCAGAGAAGUCACACAGGUGAGAAGCCAUUUUCUUGCUCUGAGUGUGGGAAAUGUUUUACCCUGAAAUCAAAUCUUGUUACACAUCAGAGAAUUCACACAGGUGAGAAUCCAUUUCCAUGUUCUGAGUGUGGGAAAUGUUUUACCCAGAAAUCACAACUUGCUUCACAUCAGAGAAGUCACACAGGUGAGAGGCCAUUUCCAUGUUCUGAGAAAUAAAUCAGCACACAAUAGACAUCA